Molecule: messenger RNA, 2449 nt
Organism: Brassicogethes aeneus
Lineage: Eukaryota; Metazoa; Arthropoda; Insecta; Coleoptera; Nitidulidae
Source: the annotation of a GenBank genome assembly
GCACAAAAUAAAAGCGAGCAGUGUCAGGCUGGCGGGCGCGGACUUCUCCGCUGAAAAUGGCGACAAAAGCUGCCUCACGACGUACAUCUUCAACCCGGCGGACACGUGCACGGGCAGCGCGAGUCCGCAAAAGUUCUCCGAGAACUCCGGGUUGAAAGUCGCGCACAUGCACCGCAACUUCCUCUACGGCAAGAUCCUGCCUGACGGCCGGCCCAACUACUUCGCCGACUACGAGCUGAGCUUCGAGCGGUGCCGCUUCGGGGCCGGCGAGCACGCCAAGUGCUGCGUGGGCGGGCGCUUCGGCGGGGAUGCCGGCCUGGGGCACCUGUACACCAUCAGCAGGAGCGGGAGCGGGGAGGAGCGCACCUACGACGAGCCGUACGCCGGGGAUUUACCGCGGAGGUGGUUGUGCUGCCCCGGGUCGCAGCAGCAAGCGGGAGGCGAGCAGCCGCCGCUGCUGGAGGCGGCGGUCAGAGCGCCGUACGCGAUCGUCGAUACUGUCACCAAAGAGCCUGGUCAUAAUUUUGGUCCAGGAACAUGCGAACGUCUUCAACAGCAGUUGGACGAACAGGCCCAACGUUACGAAGAGCAGCUUACCGAACUGCAUUCGGUGAUAGCAGAACUUUCCCGAAAGCUCCAUCAGCAACGAACAAUGGCCAUAGCGGAAGAGGACGAAGUUUCCGAGUCUUGUACAAGUGUCCACGACGACUCCAUAACGUGUCCAUUGGAAGUGAGCGAACUCGAACCAGUCGAUCACGAUUUAUCCGAUCCGGACAGCAAACUGCCCCUAUCCGAAAGUCCAUUAGAGCUGCCCGAGCCGAAGCUGACCUCGUCGCAUCACGAACACAACGAGCUGUCCCCGUUCACGGAAAUAGUCGAGCCGUUAAAGCAGGAGAUAACCAGCCUGAAAGCGCAGCUGCACGAUGCCCACAUCAAGUUGGCGCAAAUCACCUUGGACAAGAUCGAGGAGAUCAUAGAGGAGGAGACGAUCACCAACAGCAAGAAUUUGGAUUCGCCGGAAUCCCAUCUCGAGUUGGACUGCGAGCCGAAAAUCUAUCAGGACGAUAGAGUGGAUAUCAAGUAUGGCAGUAUAGUGCCGAUACACAGGACCAAUAUCAAGAACAAGUCGGCGUUCAAAAACACGCCCGUUACCAAGGUGGCAGAACGCAUUAAACUGAAACGUGCCACGGACGGCCACAGGGACGUAACCCCGAACGAUUUGCUCGACGGCGACUUGUCAACAGCAGUGGCGGAGCACAUAGUGGGCGAUAUUUUGAGGCAGUGCGACGUGCAAGCGGAAAAACAUUCUUUGGACAUCGAAAUCCGAAGAGCGAACGCCAAACUGGAACACGCUAGGUCGCAAAACUCCGUAUUGGCGCUUACGUUGCAGGAAACCAAGGCCUUCUGUGAUAGGUUGGCACUGUUAUGUGGCAAGUACGAAUCCAACGCCAUAGCGUUGCGUCUGGCUUUGGGAGUGACGGACCGAGCCAUAGAAGCAUACGACGUGCUGCUAGCAUUGCUGGAGACUGAAUUAUCCUUAAGCAAAAACAAACCGGAUUGCCAGGAGAACAGAUCCGCUGCGGAAACGGUCGCUAAACAAUUGCUAACCCAUCUGGACUCCUAUCAGAGCACGGACGUUUUAUUAUCGCCCUGGCAGAAUCAUGUCUACAAUAGUCCCGCCUUGGAAAGCGAAGAACAAUGGACCAAUGACCACGAAAUUAGGUUAAGGGAUCACGUUUCCAGACUAAAAGCCGAAAGGAGUAACAUACAGGGCACGUACGUGGUUUUAGAAUCGACGCAAGUGGAGCAUGCGCCAAUUAGACCGUCGAGUAGUCAGGAGGCAAGAAAAAUGGACCUUGAAAUGGCCGUUCUGUUACAAGAACUAAUGGGCUUGAGGGAGGACAAAUCCGAACUGCUCGCCAAAUUAUUUGUGCUGGAGAAAGAAAAAAGCGCCGUCGAGUUAAAGUUGAAGCAUGUCGAAGACCAACAGAGGGCGCAAGCUGCAGCACUAAAAAAUCUGCAAGGACAGCUUAAAGACACUGAGGCUUUAUUGGCUAUAGCAACUCAAAAUAAGGAACGCGGAUACUCGGAUGCGGAGCAUGCGCAAGGGGUGGAGCUCGAACUGAUGCAGGCGCUGGCAAGAGAGGCAAGACUGAAAGUUAGGUUACAGGAACUUGUUAACACGUUAGAACAAGUUACCAAAAACGCAGAGUCAAGACUUUUAGAGGGAAGAGAAAUAGUACAAGAUCUAAACCAAACAAAUAGUAUAUUAGCGGAUACUGUAGAUAGAAACAAUAAAAAAUAUCAAGCUAAAUUUAAGAAAAUGGAACAUCAGAUGUUAACUUUGGUAGAAAGACAUAGUGCACAGGUUUUAUCACUACAAGAGAAAAUAGCAACUUUAGAACCGAUUAAAACAACAAAUAGUACUGAUAGUACUUUAUCUGCUUAG